Molecule: messenger RNA, 273 nt
Organism: Rotaria sordida
Lineage: Eukaryota; Metazoa; Rotifera; Eurotatoria; Philodinida; Philodinidae
Source: the annotation of a GenBank genome assembly
AUGCGCAAAUAUUUUCCAGAGCGUCCGAUCGAGGUGAAUCCAGUGGUAAUAAUUCCACCACCUCAACCACCUCAGUAUGUUUCACCUGAGAUUGAGAUGGAACAACAUCUUAGUGCCCUGGAGGCACUAGCAUCAGCUGCUCCAGGUGUCGUUACUGCUGGCAUGGUGGCAAGAAUAAGAGCAUUAGGAGACCAGCUAGGUGUUGCCGUACAACAACAACAACCACCGCCUCAACCUCAUGUAGCUACUCAACAACAACAACCACGUCAAUAA